AUGCUUUACGAUCCAGGGGCAGCUUACAGCAUUAUUGGAGAAAAACUGUGGAAAUCGGUGGGAUCACCAACACUUUACCCCUGUGAAAAUCUUACUGCCUACACGGGGGUACAAAUUGAAACACUAGGCGAAACAUUGGUUAGUUUUCUUGCAUUUGGUAGUUCAAAAAAAUUAAAGCUUAUAGUAGUCAAGAAAAAUGAUGUUCCUCUACUUGGGUUGGACUGGGUACUUAAGUUCAAUCUUCCUUUACCACCAGGUGCUGAAGUAUGUACAGUUACUCGGCAACCGAACAAUACCACUUGUGUGAAUAGUAUAGAUUUGGUAAGACAAAUUGUUACUGACUUUCCAGAAGUGUUUCAUCCUUCUCAAGGCACAAUCAAAAACAGUAACGUAGUAUUCCACUUGACCCAAGACGCAGUUCCAGUUAUUUCAAAACCACGUCCUGUGCCCUUUUCCUUACGCAAAGCUGUGGAAGACGAACUGCAGCGGUUAGUUGAAAACCAAGUCUUGACGCCAGUGAAUACGAGUGAGGAGCCUGUUACAUGGUCUUCACCUAUAGUUGUUGUAAAACCUUCUGGAGCAAUACGCAUAUGUGCUGACUUUAAAAACACGAUCAACAAGUAUAUGAUUUCAGACAACUAUCCUAUGCCCAGAUUUGAAGAAAUUACAGCGAAACUUACUGGAGGACAAGAGUUCACAGUCAUCGAUCUCAAGGAUGCUUACUUACAGAUGGAAGUUGACACUUGCGUACAAAAAUAUUUAACUAUUUCCACACACAAAGGGUUUUUCAGAUAUUCCCGUCUUCCUUUUUCGAUUAAAAUCGCUUCAGGGGCAUUUCAGUGUAAAAUGGAUCAAGUACUGGCGGCCUUGGAAGGAGUUGCAUGUCUUCUCGACAAUGUAAUAAUCACAGCUCCCACACGAGAGGAACAUAUACGUCGAGUUAGAGAGGUGCUAAAACGUUUUACAGAUAUGGGCAUCCACUCACAAAUGUCAAAAUGCAGAUGGUUACAGGAUUCAGUCAAAUACUUGGGUCUCAUGAUUGACAAAACUGGCAUACAUCCCACAAAUGAGCACUUAGAAGCGAUGAAAAACAUGCCAUCCCCUAAAAAUGUCAAAGAAUUGAGAUUGUUUCUGGGGUCAAUCAACUACUAUGGUAAAUUUGUUCCACAUUUGCAGUCAUUGUGUGUUCCCUUACAUGGUCUACUAAAGAAAGGAGAGAAAUGGCAAUGGACAGAUAAACACGAGAAAAUAGCAACAAAACUGAAACACUUGUUAACUACAGCAGACACUUUAGCUCACUAUGACGAAUCGUUACCGCUGAUACUAGCCACCGACGCAAGCGAGGUUGGUCUGGGUGCUGCUCUCUUCCACAGAUAUUCGGACGGGACUGAGAGGCCGGUGAUGUUCGCUUCAAGACGACUCGACUCUGCUGAAACCCGUUAUAGUGUGAUAGAAAAAGAAGCUCUUGGAUUAGUUUUUGGAGUAACACGUUUUGAGCAGUAUCUCUAUGGCAUACAUUUUGAAAUACGGUCAGACCAUAAAGCCUUAAUCAAGCUUUUUGGAGAACAUGAUCCGAUCCCUAAGGUUGUUUCAAACCGAAUCGCAAGGUGGGCUCUAACAUUGAGUUCCUACGACUAUUCCAUAACCUACCAAAAAGGAAAGGAAAACACAACUGCAGACUUGCUCUCAAGAUUUCCUCUUGAAUCAAAAACAAAAUCAAACAAAGAACGCCUAGGAGAUUGCAACGGAUCUCAUCUAUUUCAUCUCAGGUCUCAGGAUUUACCAUUGACCUCAAAGAGCUUGCAAGAAGCAACGAAACAAGACGCAAUACUCGCUAAAGUAAUAAACUACCUUAGAAGUGGAUGGCCAGAUCAUGUUACCAACAACAAAGAAGUUUUACCUUAUUACAACAAGCGUGAAGAACUUUCUUUUGAAAACGGAAUAUUACUCUGGUUCGGUCGCAUAGUAAUACCUUCAAAACUGAGACCAAGAGUAAUGGAAGUACUCCAUGAGGGACAUCCAGGAAUAGUCGCCAUGAAAGGUAAAGCGAGAUUUCAAGUGUGGUGGCCCGGUCUAGAUAAAGAUCUGGAAGAACAUACAAAACAUUGUGUUGGUUGUCAAGAGAACAGGCCUAAAGACAUGGAGAUGCCUCUCUUCUCGUGGACCGUCCCAACAGAAGUCUGGUCAAGAAUCUACAUAGACUUUGCGGGACCAUUCUUAGGUAAAAUGUGGUUGAUUGUUGUAGACGCACGAUCAAAAUGGCUAGAAGUGAUACCCAUGUCGACAACAACUUCAAAAGCCACUAUCAAUGCCUUAGAAGAAUUGUUCUCAAGAUUAGGCUAUCCCAAAACUAUCGUCAGUGACAACGGUCCUCAGUUGACAUCUCAUGAGUUCCAGACGUUCUGCAAAAACCUUAAUAUCAAGCACGCACGUAUAACACCAUAUCACCCAAAAAGCAAUGGGUUAGCAGAACGGUGUGUUCGAACAUUUAAAGAAUGUAUGAGUGCAUCACAGAACAAUGUGGUAACCGUCCAAGAAAAGCUCAAAAGUUUCUUGUUCGCAUACAGAACAUCUCCAAAAAGGUCAACCGGAAAAUCACCGGCUUUCAUGAUGUUUGGACGUGAACUACGAACAAAACUAGACCUACUGAUCCUUGACGCAGAUACUAAAUUAGAUAAAGAAUUAGUUAGACAACGAUUGGACAAACACGAAUCAAAAUUAAAAGUAUUUCAAGAGAAUGACCACGUCUGGGUGUUAAAUACGUCCGGAUCUGGAUUCAAGCGAGGCAAGAUAGUAAAAGUAAAUGGACCCUAUUCAUAUCUUGUAAACGUCCAUGGUGUGAACCGGAGAUGUCAUGCAGAUCAUUUGCGAACGGCAGUCAGCUCUUAG
Messenger RNA from Macrosteles quadrilineatus (aster leafhopper), 2889 nucleotides. RefSeq lists its product as uncharacterized. The transcript has a single exon. NCBI's taxonomy places the organism in Eukaryota, Metazoa, Arthropoda, Insecta, Hemiptera, Cicadellidae. Gene Ontology annotation, biological process: DNA integration. Bases 1 to 2889 code for a protein of 962 amino acids. The record is from RefSeq and is a predicted model, not a curated record. Gene Ontology annotation, molecular function: nucleic acid binding.